AUGAAUACCGAAGCACAGCAGCAUGACCAUAGCAUCAAUUCCCGCCAAACGGUGACAGUAAACAGCUAUGAUUGGCUACAGUACCGAGAUGAGCAAGAACAGCAUAAAGCCAAGAACGCGAUAACGCACAUAUCUCCAGGGGUCAGCUUAAGUACACACAGUUCAGACAUUCCGGCGGAUCCUCAGUCCUUCAACCCCUCUUCUCAAGCUCUGGCUAACGUGUUGUCCGAGAGUCCGCCAUCCAACCAAGGUUCAGGGUCCAAUUUUACGGUUGUACAGCCUUCUAAUGUAGAGGACAAAAUCUCAAGACAGAGGGAUGACGGAAGUGGCCAUGAGAUUCAGUAUUCGGUGUUUCGUCCCGUGCAUGCCUAUCCAACGAGGGACUUGCCGUACGAACAGCUCCGAAGAAAGGAAGAACAAGAACAGCGAGAAAACUUCAAUCAUUUGGUUUACGAUUGUACUGAGGCUGUGGAGAGGUUUGGACGCGAACUGGAAAGGAUAAAAGCUGGUUCUAGUGGGUCGUAUUUUGUAUAUGGAACAUCAGCCAGCGAAAGCGCGCCUGUAGGGGUCUUCAAACCCAAGGAUGAGGAACCGUAUGGCCCAUUCUCUCCUAAAUGGACCAAAUGGGCCCAUCGUACUUUUUUCCCAUGUCUUUUCGGCAGAAGCUGUCUGAUACCUAAUCUCGGGUACAUUUGUGAAAGUGCAGCAAGUUUGCUGGAUAGACGGCUUGAAACGCACAUUGUGCCCUACACAGAUACUGCAUCUUUAGAGUCCUUUAAUUUCUAUGACAAUAGGAAAAAAUGGGUACUAGGGUACAACUUGCAGAAAAAGAAACAGAAAAAAUUGGGUUCAUUCCAGCUUUUCCUCAAAGAUUACAUGAAUGCCGAUGAGUUCUUUCAUAAGUAUCCGCUACCAGGAAUGUACUCAGACGUUAAACAGCCGUUGCAACAAAAAUCAUCUGGUGAAGACGUCAAACAUAAACCAGAGAUAACUAUGACCUUAAUAGACGAUACAGAGGCGCCCAAGAAAAUAAACUUCUCCCCGACUUCAAUAGAAUCCGAAGAAAACACAAUAUUUGAGUGGACAGAAUCGACCCUAAAUCAUUUUAGACUGGAGCUAGAAAAACUGAUAAUCCUGGACUAUAUAAUGAGGAACACAGAUAGGGGUCUGGACAACUGGAUGGUGAAACUAAUCAAACUACCAAAUAAUGAGUGGAAGCUAAAAUUAGCUGCAAUUGACAAUGGCUUGUCCUUCCCCUGGAAACACCCCGAUGAGUGGCGUUUAUACCCUUACGGGUGGUUGUAUUUGCCCUUGCAACUCCUGGCCAAACCAUUUUCCGAGCAAAUAAGGUCCCAUUUUCUACCGAUAUUGACAAGUACCAAAUGGUGGGAAGAAUCGUAUCAAGAAUUUUUAGCUCUAUUUAGCAGGGACGAGGAUUUUAGCGUUCGAAUGUGGAGAAAGCAAUGGGCGGUUUUGAAGGGCCAGGCAUUCAACGUCGUGGAAACUUUGAAGGACCCCAGGCAAGGCCCGUUGGAGCUAGUUAGAAGAACAAGAUGCCAAAUAAUAGACGAAAAGAUGCAGGUCCCCUGCUGUCCACCUCCCGUGUCCAUCUUCAAAAACGCUAUAGAUGAACCUAUUGGACUAUAUUCUUCUUCACCAAUGGUACUCCCCAGUACUCCGAGCACGAUUCCGUUUCAUACACAUGGCCAGGACGAUAAUCAGCCUGUGUACCAUGAUUCAACUGUCCACCCGUUCGCGAAUAAAACCGUGAUAGCCGAGCGAUUACAAAUAGUCAAUUCUACUCCUGUGUUCACUUGGUGCUGA
This is a messenger RNA of Saccharomyces kudriavzevii IFO 1802, 1824 nucleotides long. It is a transcript of the gene LSB6, whose product is annotated as 1-phosphatidylinositol 4-kinase LSB6. NCBI's taxonomy places the organism in Eukaryota, Fungi, Ascomycota, Saccharomycetes, Saccharomycetales, Saccharomycetaceae. Bases 1 to 1824 code for a protein of 607 amino acids. The record is from RefSeq and is a predicted model, not a curated record. Gene Ontology annotation, biological process: Golgi organization; endosome organization; phosphatidylinositol phosphate biosynthetic process. Gene Ontology annotation, molecular function: 1-phosphatidylinositol 4-kinase activity. The transcript has a single exon. Gene Ontology annotation, cellular component: trans-Golgi network; plasma membrane; endosome.